Molecule: messenger RNA, 976 nt
Organism: Hippocampus comes (tiger tail seahorse)
Lineage: Eukaryota; Metazoa; Chordata; Actinopteri; Syngnathiformes; Syngnathidae
Gene: ghrh
Product: growth hormone releasing hormone
Exons: 6
Coding region: 140-538 (132 amino acids)
Biological process (GO): adenylate cyclase-activating G protein-coupled receptor signaling pathway; growth hormone secretion; regulation of protein localization
Cellular component (GO): terminal bouton; perikaryon; extracellular region
Molecular function (GO): peptide hormone receptor binding; growth hormone-releasing hormone receptor binding; growth hormone-releasing hormone activity
Source: RefSeq, a predicted model, not a curated record
AAACCUCUUCAGUCUUGCAGUAUUUUGUGGUUGUGAGAGAUAAUGAGAGUGAGUAGCAACGCAUAAGGGAAACAGCAAGAACUCUCCUGAUUCACACACAACAUACAGCUCGCCAUUCUUCUGCAAGACAACCUUUGUGAUGGAGAAAGCUGCAUUGUUGCUCUUUUAUUGCCUUUUCCUUUCUGCAUCAGGAUCCCCACUCUAUCCCUCCAUCAGGUUUGGCCAGAGGGACACAUCCAUCCUGAUGACAUCUUCGCUAAAGAAUCCAGAGCAGCUGGAAGACACAAGUUCUGCUCAAGAGAGAACAGACUUACGCUUGGGCCGCCAUGCUGACGCCAUCUUUACAAACAGUUACAGGAAAGUGUUGGGCCAAAUAUCUGCCAGGAAGUUUCUUCAGACCAUCAUGGGAAAACGUCUCGGAGACGAAAGUGAGAGCUACAUGAAACGCCAGGCUGAUGUCUACGAAGGAACCUAUAAAGAAGAUCUGACUUCCAUCCGGAGCAAUCAGCGAUACAGAGGACUUCAUGAAAUGCCAUGAGGCUCAGACUGCGGAGAGGAGAGGACCCACAAAUAAGGAUGAAAGAAGCAUGUGCUCAUUCACAAAACCAUCGCAGCUUGUUUACUCGUACCUCCAUUUCUAAACAAACAAUACGAAAUGUUUUUUUUUAAUUCUCAUUGAAGCUACGAGGAAAAUCCUGGAGCACUCACAAUAUGGUUCCGGGACCAUGUUUGCGACUGAUAUGAUCCACCCAUUCAUGUACGUUUACACGGCAAGGAAAGAAACAUCGAGAACGGUGAUUCCCAAGCACUGUGCUGUGGCACAUUAGCGUGCCGUGAUUGAUUAGAGAGUUUGCUGGAUGUGGGAAAUGAUCCCAUUUCAUUAAAGUGGUCUAAAAAUGAGGCCUUUCUACAAAUAAUCCCUCAACAAUUUCAUGCUCUUCCGCUAGAUGGCAGAAGAUUCAACUAAUUAGAUGGC